CGUUUGUUGAUCCUUGAUUCGAUUUCUGAAAAGAGAAAUGUUCUCUUCAGUUCUUCUUUAUCCUUUUUUUUUUCUUCUCUCUGCAAGUCACAGUCAAAUUCAGUCAUAAGCUACCUUAUUCGAUUUUGAGGUAGAGAGAGAGAGAGACCAUGGAAAUGGAAGGAAGAAGACGAGAAGUGGUUGUUUCAUCUCUGCAAUUCGCUUGCUCCGACGAUAUCUCCACCAAUGUCGCCACCGCUGAGCGGUUCGUCUCCCUCUCUCUCACUAUCAAUCUCUCUCUCUCUCCUCUCUCUCUCUCAUCUUCCUCCGUUUGUAAUUUCGAUUUUGGUAUGUAUCUGAGAAUUGAAUUGUUUUACAUUUUAUGCAGGUUGGUCAGGGAAGCUCACGCUAAAGGAGCCAACAUCGUUCUUAUUCAGGAACUUUUUGAGGGAUAUUACUUCUGUCAAGCGCAAAGAGAGGAGUUCUUUCAGCGAGCCAAGCCUUACAAGAACCAUCCUACCAUUGCGAGGAUGCAGAAUCUGGCAAAGGAAUUGGGUGUAGUGAUACCGGUUAGCUUCUUUGAGGAAGCAAACAAUGCACAUUACAAUUCAAUAGCCAUCAUUGAUGCUGAUGGUACUGACUUGGGUAUUUAUAGGAAGUCACAUAUUCCUGAUGGACCUGGUUAUCAAGAGAAGUUUUAUUUCAAUCCUGGAGACACUGGUUUUAAGGUUUUCCAGACAAAGUUUGCAAAAAUUGGAGUUGCUAUAUGUUGGGAUCAGUGGUUUCCUGAGGCUGCUCGAGCUAUGGUUCUACAGGGUGCUGAAGUACUGUUUUAUCCCACUGCUAUUGGUUCUGAACCUCAAGACCAGGGAUUGGAUUCACGUGAUCAUUGGAGGAGAGUUAUGCAAGGGCAUGCUGGAGCUAAUGUGGUGCCUCUUGUAGCUUCGAACCGCAUAGGGAAGGAAGUAAUUGAAACUGAACAUGGACCCAGUCAGAUCACUUUUUAUGGAACUUCUUUCGUUGCCGGACCAACAGGUGAAAUUGUUGCUGAGGCGGAUGAUAAUUCGGAAGCCGUUCUCGUGGCACAGUUUGAUCUUGAGAAGAUCAAGUCGAAAAGGCAAAGCUGGGGAGUGUUCCGUGACCGUCGUCCAGAUUUGUACAAGGUGCUUCUUACUAUGGAUGGUAAUCUCUGAAUCUUUUGCUGUUGGAACCUUCGAACUUUUGUUUAAGACAGCACUGGGGAAAUCCAUUGACAACCAUUACUGGCUUAAUCUUAAAGUGUAAGCCCAAAAAUAAAAGACCAGAAUAUGGUUUAAUACAUCUCAAAAUUUGCUGUGGCUCUUUCAUC
Camelina sativa (false flax) is the source of this 1327-nucleotide messenger RNA. Lineage: Eukaryota; Viridiplantae; Streptophyta; Magnoliopsida; Brassicales; Brassicaceae. The record is from RefSeq and is a predicted model, not a curated record.